GAGGGAAGCACCGGCGGUGAUGGCGGCGGCCGGGCCGGAGCUGUGCCCGCACUGCCGGCGGCCCUUCAAGCGGCUCCGCGCGCACCUCCCGCACUGCAAGGCCGCGCCGGCAGCACCGCGAGCGAGCCCCCAGCCCUCCGCCGUCACCGGCGGCGGCCCGGCGCCGAGCCCAGCCCCGGCUGCCCGCCCGGCCCCCGGGAGCGGCUCCCGCGCCGUGCGGGACGUGGCCCGGAGCCUGGAUCUGCACCCCGAGGAGGUGGAGGACGUGCCCAAGAAGCUGCAGAAAGGGGUGAAGGUGGUGAUCGAGAAGCACCGAGCCCGGGUGGUCAGGGAGAAGGAGCCGCGGAGCGGGGCGGGAGCGGCGCGGGGCCGCGGGGAAGGGACGGAGCCCGGCCCCGCUCCCGCCCCGCAGCGCCGCAAAACUGCCCCGAAAUCCAAGGGCAAGGAGACUCGGAGCCGGGGAGCCGUGGGGAACGGGACGGGGAGCUCCGAGGGAGAAAAGAGCGGUUUAAAGGCAGCAAAGACACUUCAAGAGCCCGCUGAGAGCAGAGACAGCCCCGGUGACCUCGUCCGGCGGGAGGGAAGAGACAAAACCAGGGCAGGAGGGCAGCGGGUGCACCUGGAAGUUGGGGCGGGAUCUGAACCCCCCGCGGGCGCUUGGCAUCCCGGGAUCCUCCAUCCGUCACCGGCGGAGGCGCUCGGAGGUGGCGGCCAGGGGACAUCCAGAAAGGAGCUCAGCCUGCAGGGGCCGCGGGCCGGCGGCGAGCGAGUGCCCGAGCCCCUCCCGAGCCUGGCUCUGCUCCACACUCUGCCCAAAACCCAGCCCACCUCCUCACGGCAGGCCCCUGGCAGCAGCGCCAGGGCCGGCGCCACGGGCUUGGAGUGGUUUCCAGACUUGUAUCCUGAUUGGGAAGGGCUGAGGAUUUUUCCAGGGAAGCGUUUCCACGAGGAUGUGAGGAUCGCGGCGGAGACGCCCAAGGGUGGUUUGGCACGGGGGCAGCAAGGUCCCCUCUGGGAGAGGCCCCUGAUGGAGGUGAGGCUGGGCGAGCUGCACACCUGGAUCAGCACCUGCAACUUCUCUCCCCAGGGGCUGCUGGCAGCAGUGCAGAGAGCCUGGAGCAGUUAUUGUGCCAAAUACAUCCACGUGAAGCAGGGGGGACCUGCUGGAAUCUCCAUGCUCCUGGCUGGGUACUGCCUGCUCAGCUAUGGCUGGAACUAUCAGCACCUCAAGCGGCACCGCUGGCGAAAAUACCACUGAAGGAGCUGGAGCAGCACCCAGGGAACAGCCACAGCUCCUGGGGAGGCAGCAGAGCACCCAGGACCAGGAUCCCAGCAGGAAUUCCCAGCAGCAGGGGCCUGGCUGGGGCUGGAGCUGAGGAGGAGCCCCUUUGCAGGUCAGCUUGUGUAGCAGAGAGGUGACAGCCUGUGGCCACCCCUCCUGGUCAGGCAGCUUUUAGUAGUGAAAUGAGAAAGCAUUAGAGGCACCCUGAGAGAUCUGUGGGGGCAGGAGAGCUCCUGGAGGCUGCAGAGUCCCAGAUCCCUUGUUUGGGACAGCACCGUGUCCUGAGCUGUCAUUAGAGAUUUGACAAUUCUGCUGUAGCUGUGUGGACUUCAACCCCAAGAAUCAUUCCCUUUAAAUUCAGAGCUCUGCCUGGCCCGACCCAGUUUGUACUCACCCCUUGUACUGGUGGGACUGGCCAGGACCUGUGUGGAGGCACUGGAGCAGCAGCUCAGACCACAGCACCCUAAUUCUGGGGAAGAAAAAUCCGUGGGCUGAACUGUUGUGCCCAAAGGGCAAACUCGUGCCUGCAGCAGGCAGACCAGGACAGCCAGCAGUGCUAGUUGGAGCCUGCCAUUCCCAGACAUGUCUGGGAAAGGGUUGCUCACAUUGCAGGCAUGAAGGACAAAAAAAAAAACAAACCCGAGAAUUAAAAGUCUGAGCUCUUUAUUCUGCAGAGUGCAGUAGUGCUGUGACAGAGGUGUUGCACCAAAAAGUCUCUCACCAGCAAUAAAAACCUGUGUGGAUUCUCCUUUCCUGCUAGG
Messenger RNA from Vidua chalybeata, 2043 nucleotides. RefSeq names its product chromosome 19 C17orf80 homolog (gene MTNAP1). Bases 20 to 1258 code for a protein of 412 amino acids. The transcript has 4 exons. The record is from RefSeq and is a predicted model, not a curated record. NCBI's taxonomy places the organism in Eukaryota, Metazoa, Chordata, Aves, Passeriformes, Viduidae.